This is a messenger RNA of Zychaea mexicana, 979 nucleotides long. RefSeq lists its product as uncharacterized. Bases 266 to 727 code for a protein of 153 amino acids. NCBI's taxonomy places the organism in Eukaryota, Fungi, Mucoromycota, Mucoromycetes, Mucorales, Lichtheimiaceae. The record is from RefSeq and is a predicted model, not a curated record. The transcript is spliced from 3 exons.
AAACCAAGUGGUGGUCAACUAGGUAAUAUAAUAUUGAAGCAAGUAUGGGCUUUUUUUAAACAUCUAUAAUUGUAGGAAUUCAAAAUCUUGUACAAAAAUAUUUCAGCAAAUGUUUGGAAUAUCUUAUUCAAGAAACGCUAAAGCUUGAUGCGAACCGCCGGAUAAGAAACCUGAGUGUGAUGCUUGCAAUGGUCAAAGAUUCACGCGAAGAGCAAGUUGUCUGCUCUUUAGAAAGACUUGUUGACCACAUGUUUAUUCAGAUGGCAUGUACAUAUCAUAUGUGCUGAAACGAUUCGACGAAAACGACCUCCUUCACGCAGAAACACUAUGCCUUGGGACCGAUGGGAUCACCAUUAGCACGAUUAUACUUCAAGAGCUGAUAUCGGGUGCAAAACACGGUGCCAUUUCACAAUCUGAUAUCACGAUGAUAUUGGAAGCGCAAAGUGCACGUUACCUUCGUGACGAAUUCAUCGAAAGCGAAGAACUCAUUCUUGAAGCAGCAAGGCUCUUGAAGACGCUCAUGCAAGUAGUUCCUACGCGUGAUACUUCUGUUGAGCUGCGCACACGUACUGCGUGGCUAGGCCUGACACUGUGUGCAGCCUCAGCAAUCCGACAAAAUGUUGGCCACGUUGCAAUGGCCGACACGUUUCUAUCCAAUCUUGGCUCUACCCUGGUCAUCAAAGAGGUCAACCAAGCAAUCCAGGGCUGGACUGCUCAAGUUUUUUGAACGUAAAAACCGAUCGGAUCCUCCUUCCAAAUGGACAGAAACAUCCAUUGAGCUCAAGAUGUUGGAAAUUGCGGUCUCUUAUAUUGGGCCCCAUACACCAUUAAAUCAAAACGGAUAUCGAAGCUUGAUGAUAUUACUUGGAUCUGCCGGAAAGGAUGCGGGACGGGGUAAAUCGAGAGACAUUGGCUCUGUGGGUGUUCGGGCGCGGUAUGUAUUUUUUUUAGCUCUGGUUGAUUGAAUAGGAUCAGCUAG